AUGUCCAGCCAACCUCUCCUCCAAACCGCUCCGGGCAAGCGUAUCGCCCUCCCCACCCGCGUCGAGCCAAAGGUCUUCUUCGCCAACGAGCGUACCUUUCUCUCAUGGCUCAACUUUACCGUCAUCCUGGGCGGUUUGGCCGUCGGCCUGCUCAACUUCGGUGACCGCAUCGGUCGCAUUUCCGCCGCCCUCUUCACCAUCAUCGCCAUGGCUGCCAUGAUCUAUGCCCUGGUUACCUUCCACUGGCGCGCACAAAGUAUUCGGCGCCGCGGGCAGAGCGGCUUCGACGAUCGUUUUGGUCCGACCAUCCUGGCCAUUGCCCUGCUGGCAGCCGUCGUCGUCAACUUUAUUCUGCGCAUGCAGGAUAACGAGUUGAACUAA
This is a messenger RNA of Penicillium macrosclerotiorum, 381 nucleotides long. RefSeq names its product putative vacuolar transporter chaperon Vtc1. Lineage: Eukaryota; Fungi; Ascomycota; Eurotiomycetes; Eurotiales; Aspergillaceae. The record is from RefSeq and is a predicted model, not a curated record. The transcript has 2 exons. Bases 1 to 381 code for a protein of 126 amino acids. Gene Ontology annotation, cellular component: fungal-type vacuole membrane; vacuolar transporter chaperone complex.